GUUUUUUUAUUUUCUCAUAUGCAAAGUGCAAAGUUUGUGUUUGUGAGCCUGGGCAGAGAGAGUAACAAGCCCGGUGCCUAUGAUGAAUGCAUUAGUCUGCUGCCUACUCCCUGCUGCUGUGAGGCGCUCCUGCCGGGCUGCAGCUGUGCCGAGGAGAUGGGUGACAGGCACAGUGCAGCGGGAGCACCCAGCACUCACCGUCUCUGUGCAGGAGGGUGGAAUCAGGAAAGUAACGUUGAAUAAUCCACAGCAAAGGAAUGCUUUGUCACUUGCCAUGCUACAGUCUCUUCAGAAAGACAUCCUUUAUGAGGUUCAUGAUGUGAAUUUGAGAGUCAUUGUGAUUGCAGCUGAAGGACCUGUAUUUUCAUCUGGCCACAAUCUAAAGGAAUUUACAGCUGCACAUGGAAAAGCAUACCACGCAGAUGUAUUUAAUGCUUGUGUCAAGCUUAUGAAAACAAUCCAAACCAUACCAGUACCUGUUAUAGCCCAGGUGAAUGGUCUUGCAACAGCGGCAGGGUGCCAGCUUGUUGCUAGCUGUGAUAUAGCUGUUGCGUCUGACAAGUCCAAGUUUGCUACACCAGGUGUCAAUGUUGGACUGUUCUGCUCUACGCCUGCUGUUGCUUUGGGAAGAGCUGUGCCAAGAAAGGUUGCUUUGGAAAUGCUGUUUACAGGUGAACCAAUAUCAGCUCAAGAUGCUUUGCUUCAUGGUCUUCUCAGCAAGGUGGUACCCGAAGACAGCUUGGAAAAUGAGACAAUGAAAAUUGCCCACAAAAUUUGCCAGGCAAGUCGCCCUGUCGUCGCUCUAGGAAAAGCUACAUUUUACAAGCAAAUGUCACAGAGCCUGGAUGAGGCAUAUAACCUAGCAUCGCAAGUCAUGUUGAAGAAUCUAAUGUUGAAGGAUGGCCAAGAAGGGAUAGAGGCAUUCACACAGAAGAAGAAACCAGUGUGGACUAACUCACUAGAAUGAUCUGGGAACCUUUACAUAAUUAUAUACAUAUAUAAAUAAAUUCAUAUAUGUCUCAUGA
Pseudophryne corroboree (corroboree frog) is the source of this 1025-nucleotide messenger RNA. RefSeq names its product enoyl-CoA hydratase domain containing 3 (gene ECHDC3). Gene Ontology annotation, cellular component: mitochondrion. The transcript has 5 exons. Gene Ontology annotation, molecular function: hydro-lyase activity. Bases 80 to 967 code for a protein of 295 amino acids. NCBI's taxonomy places the organism in Eukaryota, Metazoa, Chordata, Amphibia, Anura, Myobatrachidae. The record is from RefSeq and is a predicted model, not a curated record.